AAUUUAAUUAAAGUUGAAGAUUCUGAUGAAGAAAGAGUAACCAAAAAACCAAAAAUCAAAAAAGAUGAUCACUUACCAAGAGAAUCGAAACUUUCUUAUGAUGAAAAGGCCAAAAUUAUUGAUAUAGAAACACCACCCACAUAUCUAACUUUUGGGUUGACUAAUGCACUUAAACCUAAUAUACAAAUAUCACAACCACAAUCACAGUCUACUACUACAGAUACAUCUAAUUUAAUUUCAGCUCUUCAUAAAUAUCUUGAACUUCUUACAAAUGCUUUGAAUAGUUCAACUGAAA
Racocetra persica is the source of this 295-nucleotide messenger RNA. NCBI's taxonomy places the organism in Eukaryota, Fungi, Glomeromycota, Glomeromycetes, Diversisporales, Gigasporaceae. The record is from the annotation of a GenBank genome assembly.